AUGAAUGUGGAUCAUGAAGUUAACCUCUUAGUGGAGGAAAUUCAUCGCUUGGGUUCAAAAAAUGCUGAUGGAAAAUUAAGUGUGAAAUUUGGCAUCCUCUUCCGAGAUGACAAAUGUGCCAACCUCUUUGAAGCACUAGUCGGAACUCUCAAAGCUGCAAAACGAAGGAAGAUUGUUACGUAUCCCGGAGAGUUACUUUUGCAAGGUGUUCAUGAUGAUGUUGAUAUUGUAUUGCUGCAAGAUUAA
This is a messenger RNA of Orycteropus afer afer, 246 nucleotides long. It is a transcript of the gene ABRACL, whose product is annotated as ABRA C-terminal like. Gene Ontology annotation, biological process: regulation of actin filament-based process. The record is from RefSeq and is a predicted model, not a curated record. The transcript has 2 exons. Lineage: Eukaryota; Metazoa; Chordata; Mammalia; Tubulidentata; Orycteropodidae. Bases 1 to 246 code for a protein of 81 amino acids.